AGCAGCCUGGGAGGAAACAGAAGAGAGACCCAGAGAAUCAGCGACCACAACCUGAGCGAGAAAACCAAGCCCUCGUUCUGGGGAUACCGGGUUCAAGAAACACCAGCGCACAUCCCUGAACUGCACCAUCCUCGGGAGGCUGUCUCUCCCGGCCACCUCCAACCUAAGCCUAUUCCAAGGCCCCGGCGGACUGGAGGGAGCGAUAGGGCUGCGCCGGGGGUCCAGGGCAAAAUGAUCGAAGGAAGGAAUCCAGGCACCCACCCUUGUAUCGUUCAAGUAUCUCGCGAGGUCACCACCCCGUUCCCAAACCAGCGACCAGGUGUGAGAUGGGGGCGGGCGGCUCUCGGAGGCAGGGCGCUGCCACCGAGCGGAGAGGAGCGGAGCCCGCGGCGGGGGAGGGAGUCACACUGGUGCUACGACAUUCAAGCCAGGGCCUCCAACUAUACCUGCUUGGGGCCUAGCCAGUGGGGUGGAGACUGCCAGAAGAACAGCCAAUCCCCCAUCAACAUUGUCACUACAAAGGCACAGGUAGAUCCAGACCUGGGACCCUUCUCCUUCUCUGGCUAUGACAAGAAGCAAAAGUGGAAAGUCCAAAACAGUGGGCAUUCAGUAAUGGUGCUGCUGGAGGACGAGGCCUCCAUCGCUGGAGGAGGACUGGCUGCCCAGUACCGGGCUGUGCAGCUGCACUUGCACUGGUCCGAGGAGCUGAAUGGGGGCUCAGAGCAUGCCCUCGAUGGGGGUCGCUUUGCCAUGGAGGCUGGAUCUGAGGAGAAUGAUGGCUUCCAGCCCCUGGUGGAGGCACUGUCUUAUGUCCCCAGACCCGAGAUGAACACCGAGAUGAAAGAGAGCAUCAGCCUGUUUGACCUGCUGCCCAAGAAGGAGAAACUGAGGCAUUACUACCGCUACCUGGGCUCACUUACCACUCCAGACUGCCAGGAGAAGGUUGUCUGGACGGUGUUCCAGGAGCGCAUUCAGCUCCACAAGGAUCAGAUCCUCACCUUCUCCCAGAAGUUGUACUAUGAUAAGGAGCAGAAACUGAGAAUGACAGAAAAUGUCAGGCCCCUGCAGCAACAGGGGCAGCGCCUCGUGUUCAAGUCUCAGGCCCCAGGACAGCUGCUGCCCUUGCCUCUGCCCGCCCUGCUGGUCCCCACAUUCACCUGCUUGACGGCUGGCUUCCUCCAAUGAUUGCUCCCUUCUGGACACUUGACCUCUGCUCUCAGCGUGUAAGAGGCCUGGGGCCUCCAUUCCUCAAGCUUCCUAGCAUGGAUUUUGAUGAUGAUUAAACGGAUAUAUUUUUGGAGAAA
Molecule: messenger RNA, 1304 nt
Organism: Ailuropoda melanoleuca (giant panda)
Lineage: Eukaryota; Metazoa; Chordata; Mammalia; Carnivora; Ursidae
Gene: CA4
Product: carbonic anhydrase 4
Exons: 7
Coding region: 232-1185 (317 amino acids)
Cellular component (GO): plasma membrane
Molecular function (GO): zinc ion binding; carbonate dehydratase activity
Source: RefSeq, a predicted model, not a curated record